This is a messenger RNA of Colletotrichum graminicola M1.001, 444 nucleotides long. RefSeq lists its product as uncharacterized. The record is from RefSeq and is a predicted model, not a curated record. The coding region runs from base 1 to 444 and encodes 147 amino acids. Lineage: Eukaryota; Fungi; Ascomycota; Sordariomycetes; Glomerellales; Glomerellaceae. The transcript has 3 exons.
AUGACUGCCCCAGACGAAGCCAGCGACACCCCCGCUGCCGCUGGGCCAAGGACGCCGACGUCGACUCCGCAGUCCCCCGGCACACCGACACCUGCCCACCAAUGCAGAAACUGCCGAGCAUCGUUCUGCCAACCUCUCGGCUGUGGCCAUGUGUACUGCAAUGAGUGCCUCGGUUCUCCACACAGCCUCGCGCCUGGCAGUACGGGCUGCCCUGAGUGCGAUCGCAGAAAAGUGACGCCUCCAAAGCCCUUGACUCCUGAGCCAAAGUUCGAGCACGAGCCCAACCACGAGUCUGGAGAGUUAUAUCUCAAGAGAACCCGUCGAAUAUCCUGGGUUUCGUUAGUUAUGCUCCUCAUGAUCAUGGUUCUUGGGAUUAUCAUGAUCUUUGCGAGUAUCGAACUUGCCUGCGCAGCCGGUCGCCUAUCUUCCGCCAAACUCCCGUAG